AUGUCGGAUCGUUGUAGAGACAGGGACGAGGAAUCAGAUCCAACAGCAAAAGGAAUUCCACGAACCACCAAAUGGCUGCAGCCAAGUGCAAAAGUCACACCUCAACAAGCAUUCUACGUCUUUGGCAUCCAUGGAAUUGGAGCUAUGAUUGUCGCCGGGAUCGUGAACUUUGCAAUCGCCUCUGUGGCCAUCGUGGUUUCGAAUGGCGGCUAUAGUCGAAUCUACAACGUUAAGAAACCAGCCCUGUUGGUGGGCAUUGCGGGUGUCAACAUUCUUUUGCAAUGCAUUUUCACUUGGUUUGCUGCGUACAAAUUGGUUUCUUGUGAUCUUGGUCGCGGCAAGGUGCAGCCUAUCGGGUUUGUCAACGAGCCAACAGGCAAAUUCAUGCGCUGGUUCUUCAUUUUAUCACGAAACAAAAAUGACAACAUUGAGAGUGUCCGUGUCAUGUCUCUUAAAGGAGCAGGUCAGCACCUCACAAGAGCAUUUCUACUCGCAGUAUUGGGGUUCGUCCUACUCUGGCCGGCUUCUUUGGGCAUACUCAUGGUCUUGAGAACCAAAGCUGAAAGAGGGUCCGAUUUUGACCUUAUUUGGCUUCCGCCAGUGUUGAAAACGGUUCUCGGCGCCGUCCUUGCAUUGCUUACAACCCCUUUGAUGGCAAUAUUCUGGUUGCUCAGAGGUGGUUGGGAGGCAAACCAAUACCUGUAA
Messenger RNA from Pochonia chlamydosporia 170, 705 nucleotides. RefSeq lists its product as hypothetical. The transcript has 2 exons. Lineage: Eukaryota; Fungi; Ascomycota; Sordariomycetes; Hypocreales; Clavicipitaceae. The record is from RefSeq and is a predicted model, not a curated record. The coding region runs from base 1 to 705 and encodes 234 amino acids.